AUGUGGUUGCGUCUCUUUCGCGUCAUCUUUCCACUUGCGAUCACGUACCUCCAGGUGGUAGGUUCUGAGAACGCCGAUCACCUUCCCGAUUACCAUUAUCAAUCACGGUAUGUAAGGUGCUCUAGAGUGGAUAACGAUCUAUACCGUACACUAUGCAGUGUAGUUGCCGAGAAAACGGUCACAAAACCAGGAGAGCAGUGCUUCAACGAUUUUGAUCCACAUCUGAAGAACAUCCGUAGUUUGUGUCCGACACAGUGCGCGUUUGCCGAUGUGUACGAAAUCACUCACAAAGUGCCAUCAAACCAUCAUAUCUGCAUCAAAUUUGAAAACUAUGGACUUAUCAAGCGUAAGAAGGACGUGUAUCUAUGGAGAGAUGGUGGAUGUUUGAAUGAGACAAUCGCGUUCAGUAUUCGUUGUGGAUUUCCGUUAAGUCGACGGAAUUUGAUGGCAAUUCAAAAGGAUUCCUCUUCUUAUUUAGCAAAACUUUUAGCAUUGUAG
Necator americanus (New World hookworm) is the source of this 498-nucleotide messenger RNA. RefSeq lists its product as uncharacterized. NCBI's taxonomy places the organism in Eukaryota, Metazoa, Nematoda, Chromadorea, Rhabditida, Ancylostomatidae. The coding region runs from base 1 to 498 and encodes 165 amino acids. The record is from RefSeq and is a predicted model, not a curated record. The transcript is spliced from 4 exons.